GUGUAAAUUAACAAGUUUAAUUGAAAAAUUUGUAAAAGUUAUAUUCCCUAAAAAUGAGCGAAUCUUUGUAAAAGUACUAUUAACAUCUCCGGCGGAAGAUAUGAGAUGAGAUACGUCCUUUGUCAAUUUCAUGGAUUCCCGCUAUUAAUUGGGGGUGGGGUUAUCCUUGUGUAGUGCCUAUUAUGAAAAGAUAAAAUUUGAUCUCAAUCGAAAACCCAGUGAAUCAUCAUAUAAUCAUACAUCACCUCCUUCAAUAAGAACAUCUCUUUCAUUGUCUUCUCAAAUGCAAUGCUGCAGACUUUUGCAAAACUCAUUCUAAACACACUCUCAAAACCAAAACCACUUCUCCACCACCACAAAACCCUAACCACAGCCACAACCUCCAAAGAUGAGUACUUCGCCGCAAUCCAACACGUUGCCAACAUCGUCCGUCGUGACUUCUACUUGGAACGAACCCUCAACAAACUCCGCAUCACAAUCACACCAGAACUCGUCUUCCGCGUCCUCCGCGCCUGUUCCUCUUCCCCCACCGAAUCCCUCCGUUUCUUCAAUUGGGCCCGUUCCCACCACCACCACCCUCCCUACACCCCAACCUCCGUCGAAUUCGAACAAAUCGUCACCAUCCUCGCCAACGCAAACAACUACCAAACAAUGUGGUCCAUCAUCCAUCAAAUGACUCACAACCAUAACCUCUCCCUCUCCCCCUCCGCUGUCUCCUCCUUAAUCGAAUCCUACGGCCGCCAUCGCCACAUUGACCAAUCUGUUCAGCUUUUCAACAAAUGCAAAGUCUUCAACUGCCCUCAAAAUCUCAACCUCUACAAUUCCCUCCUUUUCGCCCUCUGCGAAUCCAAACUCUUCCAUGCCGCUUAUGCCCUAAUCCGCCGCAUGAUCCGCAAAGGAAUCAACCCUGAUAAACGAACCUACGCGCUUCUCGUCAACGCGUGGUGUUCCACCGGUAAAAUGCGUGAGGCUCAACAGUUUCUCAAAGAAAUGAGUGAUAAAGGUUUCACACCUCCCGUUAGAGGCCGCGAUCUCCUCAUCGAAGGACUUUUAAACGCUGGUUACAUUGAAUCUGCGAAAGGAAUGGUGAGGAAGAUGGUGAAGGAAGGAAUUAUUCCCGACGUGGGAACAUUCAAUGCAUUAAUGGAAUCAAUUUGUAAGUGUGGGGAUGAUGAAAUUAAGUUUUGUAUUGAUCUUUAUCAUGAGCUUUGUUCAUUAGGGAUGGUUCCUGAUGUUAAUACUUACAAGAUUUUGGUACCUGCCGUUUCGAAAAUUGGGUUGAUGGAUGAAGCUUUUAAGUUGUUGAAUAAUUUUACUGAGGAAGGUAAUCGACCAUUUCCUAGUUUGUAUGCACCUGUUAUGAAAGGUUUGUUUAAAAGAGGUCAAUUUGAUGAUGCUUUUUGCUUUUUUGCUGAUAUGAAAGUAAAGGGUCAUCCACCUAAUCGUCCUCUUUACACUAUGCUUAUUACUAUGUGUGGUCGUGGUGGAAGGUUUGUUGAUGCUGCCAAUUAUCUUUUUGAAAUGACUGAGAUUGGUUUUGUGCCUAUAUCCCGUUGUUUUGAUAUGGUUACUGAUGGGUUGAAGAAUUGUGGUAAACAUGAUUUGGCUAAGAGAGUGCAACAACUUGAAGUUUCUAUUCGUGGAGUUUGAGGUUUAAUAUAUAUAUACACAAUCGCAUUUUUGAACAGUGGAAGCCUACACUGUUGUUGAGCAUAGCAGAUUAACUUGAUUGAAUAGCUUUUGAAAUAUAUACAUACAUACAUGAUACAUCCAUGAAAAGAGAAAGCCAUUCUUUCUCUCGGAUGCUGAAUCAUUUGUUUUCUGAAUAUGUUUUUCCUAUGGCAUCUGAAGUGAAGUUUGUGCGUUUCUUCAUGUUAGUAUUUAAUCAUUUGUGUAAGAGAAAAGUGACGAGGAGGAUGAAAGCUGAAAGCUUUUCUCUUUGGCAGAAGUUCUUUGUUUUCCCAUAGAUUAAAUCCACAGAUAUUUAUAGAGGUUGCUUCUUUGUCCUUUGUUUCUAGUUUGUAUACUCUGAUGGAAAACCUUUAUGUAUGGCUUUGGAAAUUCACAGCAUUGGGAAGGUGCCCUUGGAAAUUCUCAAGAGCAGGGGUCCUUUUAGGAGGUUAUCUCAAUUGUGAGAAGGAUACAUUCACCGCCGAAGCUUGGAGGUCUCAUCUCUUGAAGGAUAUCAGACAAUGCUUUCAGGUUGAAGGAUAUCAGAUAUCAGACAAUGCUUUCAGGUUGAAGGAUAUGAGAGCCUUUCAACUCAUUUUCAAAUGAUCACAUCAUUGAUUGAUCUAUAACUAGUGGGGUACCUGACUCUCACACGGGCAUUGUUGGUUUUCAAUGCAUAUGUUAUACCACCUAAUCUGAUUUAUUUAAAUCAGAAAUUUUGUUGGCCACUAUUACGCACUGGGCAUGUUGAUGUGCUGUGCAAGAUGGCUAGGGUUUCGAAUAUCGCCGCAGAAAGGUUCCAACCUCCCGAACAAGACACUGAUCUGUCCUUGUCGUCUGAUUUGCCUUUGAGCUUGCCUGGUGUGAUGCUGGCCCCGAGGUUGCUGAGCUGCAAAUUAGCAGACUCUGCAUGGAGGCUGAGGAAUUCAUUGUUAUGGGAAAGUGGUUGGAGCUGGCAUAAUUGAUGAUUACUUCUGCCGAAUCGAUCUUCUUCAAGGUUUCUGAAAAAGAAUCCAUCUUUACUAUUAUCUGCAAUCUUGUUACAAAGACUGAGAAUCCAAAUGAAGUGAUGGAGAUUAUAAAAGUUAUAACUGAAUGAAGGUGUGGCAUUAUGCAUGAAGAAUGCAUUGUAAAAAUGAGGCUGAUGUCAUUGGUUCGUCUUAGCUCUGAUGGAUCUGGCAAGAUUCUGAAUAUGAACUUAAAAGGGACACACUUCAAAACAAUGAUGAUGAAGCUGAACAAUCGGUGGUUAAAGCAAUAACUGUGAAGUUAGUUGAAUUUAAGAUGACUUUAAGAACAAUAUGUUGAUUUCAUGAAAAGAGGUUUCAUUACAUAUUUAGUAAAAUUACUACACUACAGUAAUACACUAUCACAGAUAAAUAUUGUUUACAACAAGUGGUAGAAUUAGUUCGUUGAAAUUUGCUGAAGCCUUAUAUAGUUGUUGAACAUGCUUUUCAAAAGAAUCAACAUCUAGCAGUUUAAAGUGAGGAGCUAUAUAUUAGGAUUUGAAUCAUUUAAACCCAUAAUUUGUUGAUGUAGUAGCAAUAUCUACUAUUUUAUAGUUUAGUUAUAUAGUUUGGUGAUGAAGUAGAUGAGAAAAUGAUAGUUUAGAGAUGAAGUAUUUGUUUUUACCCUUCGUUUUAACUCAAUGAUUCGCUGUGAUAUAAUAUGUAUCUUUAGUC
Molecule: messenger RNA, 3353 nt
Organism: Cicer arietinum (chickpea)
Lineage: Eukaryota; Viridiplantae; Streptophyta; Magnoliopsida; Fabales; Fabaceae
Molecular function (GO): protein binding
Source: RefSeq, a predicted model, not a curated record